AUGCCUUCCACACCGAGUAUGCACAUACGCACGGGUUUCAGUGGACUUUUGUCUAGAGCAGCCGUCGACGACAAGUACAGGGUUAGUAAGCGUACUCAGGGGCAUGGAAAUCAGGGUGCGACUGACAAGGACCACCACGAACGCAGGGUCGGACGUGGCAGUCCUUAUAGAGCUCGCAACCAGACCAAUGUUGACCAAUCCGGCAGCUUGGCUGAGAGGGUGAGGUGCAACAGUGCAGCGCGAAUGCAAAACAGCAUCCAGAACUCGAACGGUACCCUCACCCAGCCAACCAAGGCCGGCCGCAAGUUUGGCGACGUCCUCGAGAACCUCCAGACCAGCCCGUCGCUCUGCCGACGCCGAGGCGACCGCAAAUACCGCAAGAGCGCCUUCAGCUUCGGCACCGUCUUCAGCACGGCGCACCACACGCCGGCGGGCGGGCCCGACGACCCCGAGCACACGACCAGCACGCGCCACCACGGGCGCGUCUACUCAAAGUACCGCAGGUUCGUCGUGGUCGAGUGCAACGAGGUGUCCCUCGUGGCCCUGCCCAUCUACACCUGCAACGGCACGGGCCUGUCCAGGAAGCCGAGCCGCGAGAUCCCAGAGUACAUUGACGUCGUGGACCGCCGCGUCGACAUGCCCGGCCCGGCCCAGGGGGUCAACGGCCGGCUCUUUUGCGUGGCGGACGGCGAGGACGACGACGCGCCGGUGCUGCGCGGCAACAAAAACAACAGCCGCGUGGGGGCCAAGGGCGACGCCUGCGUGCGCCUCACGGAGCCCUGCUCGUUUCGCUACGGCGUCUGGGCGCAGGUCGAGGCGCGGCUGACCGACGACUCGGCCCGGCUGCUGCGCGAGGUGAGGGCCACCAAGAUGGCGGCCGCCUGCUUCGGGGUGCUGCAGGACCUGAGCCCGGCAGACCUGGUCGGACUCUUGGGGCGCAUGGUCCAGGCCGACCUUGUCGAGAAGGCGGCGCUGCUGCAGGCCGAGAGUCUUGUCGAGAUGAGGGCGCGCAAGCAGUCGAGGUCCAUGACUGCAUCUAGCAAUAAAGGGGUUGAGAAUUAA
This is a messenger RNA of Pyricularia oryzae 70-15, 1062 nucleotides long. RefSeq lists its product as uncharacterized. The record is from RefSeq and is a predicted model, not a curated record. NCBI's taxonomy places the organism in Eukaryota, Fungi, Ascomycota, Sordariomycetes, Magnaporthales, Pyriculariaceae. Bases 1 to 1062 code for a protein of 353 amino acids. The transcript has a single exon.